Molecule: messenger RNA, 1782 nt
Organism: Tribolium madens (black flour beetle)
Lineage: Eukaryota; Metazoa; Arthropoda; Insecta; Coleoptera; Tenebrionidae
Product: sulfhydryl oxidase 2-like
Exons: 1
Coding region: 12-1670 (552 amino acids)
Biological process (GO): protein folding
Cellular component (GO): Golgi membrane
Molecular function (GO): protein disulfide isomerase activity; flavin-dependent sulfhydryl oxidase activity
Source: RefSeq, a predicted model, not a curated record
AACCGUCCGUCAUGCUCAAACCACUACUUCUUCUCCUCGUACUCGCCGGCGCUCACUCUGCGCCCCUCGGCGACCUCUACCUCCCCGUCGACGACGUCGAAAUCCUCACAAUCGAAAACUUCAAAAAGUACGUGGAAAACUCCACCAGUGCAUGGCUGGUGGAGUUCUACGCCAGUUGGUGCGGCUACUGCCAACGGUUCGCGCCCCCGUGGAAGAAAUUCGCCACGGAGACGGCCCCCUGGAGGGACAUGGUGAGAGUAGGAGUCUUGGAGUGCUCGGACGAGAUCAACACACCGAUUUGUCGCGAGUUUGGGAUUGUUAAAUACCCAACUGUGCGGUAUUUCCACGAGAAUUACCACUUCGGGGGUGGUGAUUUUGGGGUGGUGGUGCCUCGCGAGUUUCCGGUGACUGUGGACGCGAUCAAGAAGAACGUCAUUGAGAGGUUUAUGACGGAGUUGAGUGAAGGACGAGGAGUUUACCCCAACUUGCUCCCUUAUCUUCACUCAAACCUUGAGCCGUUUUUUGACGAAGAAAAUGACGAUAUUUUUUACGGGUUUUUGGUAAUUGAAGAAGAUAAUUACUUAGGGGGGGAGGUGGCUUUAGAUCUCCACAAAACUCCCAAUAUUACCAUCAGACACGCUCUUUAUAAUAACACAAAUUUGGUGAAAAACCUCAAAAUUGAGAAAUUCCCGACUCUUGUCAUCAUCGAUCGUAACAACAACUCACAAAUCAUCACCGAAAAUAUUGAACACAAGAAGGAGCUAAAAUCAACAAUUGUCAAUUUUUUGGAGAAAGAGGGCGUGAAAAUUAUUGAAUACACCCCUGAUAAAAAGGGUCAUUUGUCGCAAGACCCCGACCCUAAGCAACACUCAAGAGCCCUUUUGCGUCAAAAAAUCAAGAAAAUGGGCGACGCAGUGUUUCAGAUGGACCUGGAAACGGCCCUUCGCUACGCCCUUGAGCGUGAAGUCGCGACUUCUAGGGUGAUCAAAGGUGAUCAAUUGGUAGCCUUGAAGGCGUUUCUAUCCGUGAUCAAGAAAUACUUCCCUUUUGGUUACAACUCAACUUCUUUCAUCACCGAUUUGACGAAUCUCACGUCUUCGGACGAAGUCCAAGGAGUUCAAAUCCAAGUCCUGGUAAAGCAAGCGGAGGAAAACGGGAUGUUUUCCACCCCUCAACGCUUCCUUGGGUGUCAAGGGAGUGCUAACCGCUUCCGGGGGUAUCCUUGCAGUCUUUGGCGGUUGUUUCACUACCUCACCGUCAAUUCAGUCCUUUUGAAUGUCAGUAACCGGAAGGCUAAUCCGGUGGAAGUCCUAAGUUCCAUGCAUGGUUACAUUAAGCAUUUCUUCAGUUGUAGCCAUUGUAGUGAACAUUUCCAGAAAAUGGCCGCUGAGAGGAACUUAACAAGUGUUUCUUCGCUGGAGGAAUCUGUUUUGUGGCUUUGGGAGGCUCAUAAUGUGGUCAAUAAACGGUUGAAAGGUGACACCACUGAAGAUCCGGAGUAUCCCAAAGAACAGUUUCCGACGAGGGUGAGGUGUCCGGAGUGUUACCAGGAGGACGGAUCGUGGAAGAAGAAAGAGGUCUUCAAGUAUUUGAAGAGAAUGUAUGGGAGAUACAGUGUUAGAUAUGUCGGGUCGGAUACCAAGGUUUUGUUUCCGGGACUUGAUAGAUGAUUUUGUUGUUUAUAUUUGGAGCGAAUUGUAAUAAUUUCUUUCUUUGUUUUAAAAGAAUUGUAAAUAAUAAUUAUGUAAGAAGUUUAACACAAUAAAAUUUUUAAGACUGUUA